Molecule: messenger RNA, 1322 nt
Organism: Danio rerio (zebrafish)
Lineage: Eukaryota; Metazoa; Chordata; Actinopteri; Cypriniformes; Danionidae
Gene: gabpb1
Product: GA binding protein transcription factor subunit beta 1
Cellular component (GO): nucleus
Source: RefSeq, marked validated
CGGUUCUGCAGGCUCUGCUCGGACGAUGUCUCUGGUGGAUCUGGGGAAGAAGCUCCUGGAAGCUGCUCGUGCCGGUCAGGAUGAUGAGGUGCGGAUCCUGAUGGCCAAUGGAGCACCGUUCACCACCGACUGGCUGGGCACGUCUCCUCUGCACCUGUCGGCUCAGUUCGGUCAUUACUCCACCACGGAGGUGCUGUUGCGGGCCGGCGUGAGCAGAGACGCGCGCACUAAAGUGGACCGAACACCCCUGCACAUGGCGGCGUCUGAGGGUCACCUGCGCAUCGUGGAGCUGCUGCUGAAGCACGGCGCGGAUGUGAACGCUAAAGACAUGCUGCAGAUGAGCGCGCUGCACUGGGCCGUGGAGCACACACACACCGCUGUGGUGGAGCUGCUGCUGCGAUACGGAGCCGAUGUUCACGCGCUCAGCAAGUUCUGCAAGAACGCUCUGGACAUCGCCCUGGACAACAGCUGCCACGAGCUGGCCCACAUCCUGCAGGUGGCGAUGCAGAACCAGAUCAACACAAACCCAGAGAGUCCCGACACACUGACCAUCCACACAGCGGCUCCGCAGUUCAUCAUCGGGCCUGCAGGAGUGCUCAAUCUGGCAGAGCUGGUGUCGCCCGCACACAGCAGCAAACCCAGCGAUGAGCUGGUCAGCACAGAUGCAGUGGACGGCUCCCUCCAGCAGGUGGUGCACUCCAGCAGGCAGCAGCUCAUCACCAUCCUCACUGACAGCAUUCAGCUGGGGAACCUGCAGAGCGGCAGCCAGCCCAUAAUACUCACCAUGCCUGACGGACAGCAGGUGCUGACAGUGUCGGACACAGAGGUGGCGGAGGAGACGGUGGUCAGCGAUGAGCCGUGUGUGAAACGACUGAGAGUGAAGGAAGAGGAGGAGGAGGAGGAGGAAGAGCAGAUGACGGAGACACAGGACAUACAGAUCCAGCACACACUCUCACUGGAGGACUUCCAGAAGGUGUCUCUGCUGAAGCAGCUGGAGGAGGCGAACAGAGAGGCGCAGAAGUACCGGCAGCAGUUCCUGAAGAAGGAGCAGGAGGCAGAGACAUACCGGCAGAAGCUGGAGGAGAUCACACGGCAGAGCGGGAAGAAGACUGCGUGACUACACACACACACACACACACGCUGCGCUGACUUAAGAACAGACCAGUAGCAGUGUAAUGAUGAUGGCGUUUCUGCAGAUCUGUCUGCUCUCGCAGCGACACACACACACACACACACACACACACUCUUGUGUUUCGCGUCUCCUGCUUGCUGUCUGAGGUGUUUUUCAGGGUCUGUCAUAAAGAGUGUUAUUUUUAAAGGAC